This is a messenger RNA of Emericellopsis atlantica, 1821 nucleotides long. Its product is annotated as heterokaryon incompatibility protein-domain-containing protein. The record is from RefSeq and is a predicted model, not a curated record. NCBI's taxonomy places the organism in Eukaryota, Fungi, Ascomycota, Sordariomycetes, Hypocreales, Bionectriaceae. The transcript is spliced from 2 exons. The coding region runs from base 1 to 1821 and encodes 606 amino acids.
AUGUGCGCGCCGCAGCAUCUCUUCCACGCGCCUCGCCAAUCCCAAGUGGUGUCCAACGCUUCGCUGGGCUGCCACUUUUGCUCCAUCAUCGUGGCGAGUAUUUCUGGGUGCACCGGCUGCCAUGGACGUGAACAGCAGCCUCCGGGCGGUGAUGAAAGGCCCAUGUACAUAUCGAUAGCCAUGCUGGACCCGGACAGCGGCACGUUUCUCAUCACCCUGUUCGCCUGUGAACAGUCCGGGGUGGCGAGCCACGACCAGAUACUGAAUAGCCAUACACUGACGCUGCGUCCAAUUCGAGGUAUGUCAGCAUGUCCAGAAGGCGCAGAGUCUCCCGGCCAGCACCAAAAACAACAAGCACAAGAACCACUGGCUUUGUCGCGGCUGCGGACCAGUACCUUUUCCGAGGCGUCUGCCGAGUUUAUACAAUCCUGGAUCCGCGAAUGCCAGACGACACACUUCUUGUGCGGGAGCGACUCUUUGGCUCUCGAGCUGCUUGGUCACGGUCAGACGCUGGGGUGGCCGAGGCGUCUGCUGGACCUGAAGGCUUUCGAGGACCAGGAAAAGAUACGGCUCAUCGAGACCGAGGGGAUGGUCCCACAGGUGGAGUAUUGCGCGUUGAGUUAUAGCUGGGGCCUCAGCAAGCUAUACGUGUUGACGUCCGCGACCCUGGGGGAUUUCCAUCGAGAGAUUCCGCUGCCAACGCUGCCCGUCCUAUUGAGGGAUGCCAUUCAAGUCGCCAGGCGUCUCGGUUUCCGGUACUUGUGGAUCGACGCUCUCUGUAUCAUGCAGGAUGGAGGCACCUUGCCGGCCGCGUCGGACGACUGGGUCGAUCAGGCGGGCAAGAUGAGCGACAUAUUCGGCAACGCCACGGUCACCAUUGCCGCCUCUGAGUGCGUGGACGGUACACAGAACCUGAUCAGGUCGCGGAAUCCGCUGGGCCAGACCAUCUGCCGCCUGGAUUCCUGCGCGCAAAUCCCCUAUGAAGUCGUCCCGCCCUGCACACCCCAUUGUCUGUCGCAUUCCUUUGACCGGGCGCAGUAUCACCUUGACAGCAGGGCGUGGGUGUUCCAGGAACGCAUUCUGUCACCGCGGACAGUGCACUGCACGCGGAACUUUAUUCACCUCGAGUGCAGGACCGAGCUCAGGUGCGAAGCUGCGUGGCCUGACGGCGAUCAUUGCCACCACCAAGGCGCCGUGUCCAAGGCGGACUACCAGUCCCUGUUUAUGUUUUCCGCCUGCGGCCUAGGCCUAGACGGGCUUGACGAGUUGGCCGUGGAUGGCUUCCUCGGCGUUUGGCACCAGCUGGUCCGACGAUACUGCCGUACGAGCCUCAGCCGCCGUCCAGACUUUCUCGUGGCCCUGGCCGGUCUGGGCACGCGGAUCCAACAGACCUGGGAGCUCACCUGGUCGUUUGGCCUGUGGCGAGAGCACUUGCUGCGCGACAUGCUGUGGUACGUGCGACGGGGCCGGGGAGCACCUUGUCGAGAGAGGGCGCCCACCUGGUCCUGGGCGAGCAUCGAGGUGCGGCGAGGUGAAGUCGUGCACGAUCCCGCGACACGCGUCUCGCUCGUCGCCGAGGUCACAGCGGCGCCCGAACCGUCGGACUUUGCGAGACAACCGUCCAUCUCGAUGAUGGAGGGUGAGGCGAACAAAUACUCGACGACCAUCCAGAAUGCCCCUUUCACCCAGACUGCGACCUCCCAGAAAACGUGGAGCUAUACAGCUUGCUCGUGGCUCACGUCGCCGGUGGAUUCGGGGAACGGACGACGGGCAACAACCCGCAGACCUCAAGCUGGGAGACGCAGGUGGGACUUGUCUUGA